ACGCAAAGUCUUAUUUCCUUUUCAACAUUUCAAAUAAGGACGGUGAUCAUUGGUCGUUGAUGUUGAUACGCAUGCAUUAGCAAACGCGUCGUUUACGGAGAGUAGCAUUGCUCAUCAUGAUGCGCUACUGGGGCGAGAUCCCCGGGCCUGCAGGUGGCCCGGCCAGUCGCAGCUCCUUUGAUUUGCUCCAGCGUGAGUUUCGCUCUGUGGAGAUGCAGGACCCUCCGCUGCAUCAGCCGUCGGCCCAGCGCCCGCGCCCCACCACCAUGUUGGACGUCCCGUCAGAACCUUGUAGUCUGACGAUUCACACGGUGCAGCUGUGCCAGCAUGCCCGCCGCCUCCGUGGCCUUCUGGCGGCAUCUCAGGGUCAGAGCUCGGCGUCUUCGGAGGUUGGUGGCAGGCCGGAGGAUGUGGAUGCAAACCUGCCCUCGCGUCCUCCCACCCCACCUGCCAUGCCUGAUGACUUGCUACCAAUUGAUAGCAAAGAACCUCGACAACCCUUUCAGCUCCGCCACAGUGACCCUGAAAGUGACUUUUAUAGGGGUAAAGGGGAGCCAGUCACAGAGCUGAGUUGGCCCUCCUGCAGACAGCUCCUUUAUCAGUCGGUGGCCACCAUCUUGGCUCACGCAGGCUUGGAGAUGGCCCAUGAGAGCGUCCUAGAAACUCUGACCGAUCUGGUUCACGAGCACUACCUACGCCUGACCCGCCUUCUGCGGGUAGCUGUGGACAGGGAGGCCCGGCUGGGUGCCAGUCCCUUUCCUGAUGUGAUGGAGCAAGUUUUCCAUGAAAUGGGGAUCGGCAGUGUGCUUGCCCUGCAGCGCUUCUGGCAAGUGCGCAUCAAGGAUUAUCACAGUUACAUGUUACAGGUCUGUAAUGAUCUGUCAGAAGAAUACGAGAGGUUGGUGAAUCCAGAAAAGGCUCCGGAGGACUCCAAGCCCCCCAGGAUCAAGGAGGAGCCGAUGAGUGACAUUUCCUUCCCUGUUAGUGAGGAGCCAGAGGCUGACCUAGCAUCUGGGGACCAAGCCUUGCCCAUGGGGGUCCUCGGGGCUCAUGGUGAGAGGCUGUCAGCAGGCCUGGAUGCCGACCAUUCUCCUCACACCUCAGGUGGUGGUGUGGCCAACAACUCCCCCUUGUGGCCACACGUAAAAAUGGAACCGCACGAUGGCGAGGAAGGCCAGGGUGCUUCACAUCACCCCCAUCAUCAUCAUCAUCACCACCACCACCUGGGCGGAGACGUGUUUGACGAGGGUGGCCCCAUGUCGACAAUGAGCGAGUCUGGAGGCGCUAUGAACCCCUCUCCCGCUGGGGCGGCAUCAGAUGGCAGCUAUGCCUCACAUUCCCCGGACUCUUUGAUGAGCACCUCACCAGUCUUCAAUCAGAGACCCAAGAAACGAGCAAGGAAGAUGUGAGGUUGUUUUUUUAAAUUGAAUUGAAAAUGAAAGGAAAAAAAGUUGACCUGAUUGUUUUUGUCUUCAAAAACAAUCAAUUGUACAGUACAUAGUAAAGCUGCUGACAUUGUUAGACAUUGGUUAGCAAGAUUUAUCAUUGAUUAUGAAAGGAAGAAAACUUCGGAGUCUUCCUCUGCUUAUUUGAAAGGUUAUACAUGAUGGGAAAAGCAGGUAUGAACAUGUUUUUUUUAAAAUAAUCAUUUCCAUAAUUGGAUUGAAUGCUUUGUUUAAAUCUAAUCUGCACAGCCAGAAGCAGAAAUGUUGCUGCAUAUUGUUUUUAACUCCAGACCAAUCAUGUACUGUCCUCAGUAAGGCAACGUACAAGGGGCUGCACUAUACGUGCGCCACAUACCUAGCAACCUUCAGAUGUAAUGCUAAAUUAGCAUCUGUUCUAGCCAAGCUGACAGCGAGACACCAGCAGGAAGUGCCGUUUGCUUGUGCACAUUAUGAAGACAUCGUGCGUUCAGGCAUAAUGGCAAAGUAAUUGCUUAAUUUUUUCCUGCUCAAUGAGCUGAUAUAUUCAAAUCCACGGGCAGUUUGCUGCGCAUGUUCCGAGUGGGUGAAGUGCUUAUAGCCAGGUUUGUACUAACGUCUAAUUAAGUCCUGUGAUAGCUAAGUCACGGUUGUCUGAACAAAAAAAAAAAAAAAAAAAAGGGAUCUGCACCGUUCCCCCAUAUGUGGCAAUAAAGUGGCUUGGUUAAAAGUAGUUGGAGUGCUCAGCGGUAUCACGUGUAAUAUGUUUCAAAGUCUCUCCCUAACGUUUUCCAAACGUAUGUAAUAGUGCCACUUCCUAAAUGCGGCUCAUGGACAGCACAGAACAUCAUCAUCAUGAAUUUGUGCCAGAUUCCUGUGGUAAAACGUCAGGGCCAGUAAAGAUGAUGAUGAUGCAUUAAAGCGUCUCUGGUGGAGAUUUUGUACUAAAUGAUUUAAGUUUUGUUUUGCAGCAUGUACGAGCAAUGAAAAACAUGUUGCUUGUGAAUCUUCUCAAUUGCUUGAGGUCCCUUUGCUCUGCUUCUAUUUGCUAGUCUUAGGCCAUGUUGUUGACAAACAAGGGAUGGCUGGCUGAAAUGGAUUUUUUUUCCCCCAAGGUACCUUGUUUUCCAGGGUAACAGCUACAGAGGUGUGCCCGAGGCGCGCGAUGAGUUGAAUGACAUUUUUCAUGUGUUUAACAGAAAGUGUUUUUUUUUUUAAUUGCAAACUCAUUUAACUGGAGUUUUGAACUGAAGCAAUUGUUGCAUAUUAAAACAGUUCCACGUUGCCCACAUCAAUAUUUUGCCUAAAAUCAUGCAAAGCAGGAACAAAAUGUCACUCUUAAGAAAUAAAUGAAAAUUGUGAAAUUGA
Molecule: messenger RNA, 2789 nt
Organism: Syngnathus acus (greater pipefish)
Lineage: Eukaryota; Metazoa; Chordata; Actinopteri; Syngnathiformes; Syngnathidae
Gene: supt7l
Product: SPT7 like, STAGA complex subunit gamma
Exons: 5
Coding region: 117-1409 (430 amino acids)
Cellular component (GO): SAGA complex
Molecular function (GO): protein heterodimerization activity; transcription coactivator activity
Source: RefSeq, a predicted model, not a curated record